AUGUCUGACACUUCGGUGAAGCUCAAGACCCCUCAGACGGGCGAGUACGAGCAGCCCACUGGCCUCUUCAUCAACAACGAAUUCGUCAAGGCCGUUGACGGCAAGUCGUUUGAGGUCAUCAACCCCUCCACAGAAGAGGUCAUCACGUCCGUCCAGGAGGCAUCCGAGAAGGAUGUCGACAUUGCUGUUGCAGCUGCCCGCAAGGCAUUCAACGGCCCAUGGAGGAAGGAGACACCUGAGAACCGUGGAAAGCUCCUGGUGAAGCUUGCCGAUCUGUUCCUCGAGUAUGCCGACCUGCUGGCUUCGGUCGAGGCUCUCGACAACGGCAAGGCCUUCUCCGUGGCCAAGGACGUUGAUGUGAAAUCUGCCGCUGGCUGCUUGAGGUACUACGGCGGUUGGGCCGACAAGAUCGAGGGCAAGGUCGUCGACACAUCACCCGACACAUUCAACUACAUCCGCAAGGAGCCCAUUGGUGUCUGCGGUCAGAUCAUUCCCUGGAACUUCCCCCUGCUCAUGUGGGCAUGGAAGAUUGGUCCCGCCAUUGCCACAGGUAACACCAUUGUCCUGAAGACAGCUGAGCAGACGCCUCUCUCGGCCCUCAUAGCCUGCACACUCAUCCAAAAGGCCGGCUUCCCACCAGGUGUCAUCAACGUCAUUUCUGGAUUCGGCAAGGUUGCCGGUGCUGCCAUGUCGGCGCACAUGGACAUUGACAAGAUUGCCUUCACUGGUUCCACUGUUGUCGGUCGCCAGAUCAUGAAGGCUGCUGCUGGCUCCAACCUGAAGAAGGUCACCCUCGAGCUCGGCGGCAAGAGCCCCAACAUUGUCUUCGCCGAUGCCAACAUCGAUGAAGCCAUUGAAUGGGCCAACUUUGGUAUCUACUUCAACCACGGACAGACGUGCUGCGCCGGCUCGCGCAUCUACGUGCAGGAAGAGAUCUACGACAAGUUCAUCCAGCGAUUCAGGGAGCGCACAGCCGCCAACAGUGUAGGCGAUCCCUUCCAUCAGGACACCUUCCAGGGCCCCCAGGUUUCCCAGCUCCAGUUCGACCGCAUCAUGUCGUACAUCGACGAGGGCAAGAAGUCCGGUGCCACGGUUGAGACGGGCGGUAAGCGCAAGGGUGACAAGGGCUACUUCAUCGAGCCUACCAUAUUCUCCAACGUCACCGAGGACAUGAAGAUCCAGCAAGAAGAGAUCUUCGGCCCCGUGUGCACGAUUUCCAAGUUCAAGACAAAGGAGGACGUCAUCAAGAUUGGCAACAACUCCAUCUACGGCCUGGCCGCUGCCGUUCACACCACCAACCUCAAGACCGCGAUCGAGGUGGCCAACGCGCUCCGCGCUGGUACCGUCUGGGUCAACUCGUACAACACCCUCCACUUUGCUUUGCCCUUUGGCGGUUACAAAGAGUCGGGAGUAGGUCGUGAGCUUGGUGAGGCUGCUCUAGAGAACUACGUUCAGACCAAGACGGUGUCCAUCCGCCUCGGUGAUGUCCUGUUCGGUUAA
This is a messenger RNA of Ascochyta rabiei, 1500 nucleotides long. RefSeq lists its product as uncharacterized. The transcript is spliced from 3 exons. Bases 1 to 1500 code for a protein of 499 amino acids. Gene Ontology annotation, molecular function: aldehyde dehydrogenase (NAD+) activity. Lineage: Eukaryota; Fungi; Ascomycota; Dothideomycetes; Pleosporales; Didymellaceae. The record is from RefSeq and is a predicted model, not a curated record.